Molecule: messenger RNA, 1876 nt
Organism: Spea bombifrons (plains spadefoot toad)
Lineage: Eukaryota; Metazoa; Chordata; Amphibia; Anura; Pelobatidae
Product: E3 ubiquitin-protein ligase TRIM39-like
Exons: 1
Coding region: 134-1459 (441 amino acids)
Molecular function (GO): zinc ion binding; protein binding
Source: RefSeq, a predicted model, not a curated record
UGCGGAAGAAGAAGGAGGAGGAACUCGACUUCUUCUUCGGGUUCUGCCUGUCCAGCUCAACAAAGACAGGACCAGGAGACAAAGACGUUGGAGGUUUUUUUUAGGACACUAUCGGGACGCCGUUUGGCCCAAAAUGGUUUUCUGUUCUUACUGCGUCCAAACUGAGGUGAUCGCCCUUAAAACGUGUCUCCACUGCGAGGCUUCCUUGUGUGAGGAGCAUCUGAAGAUACACAGUAAGUCCACCGACCAUGUCCUAAUCGAACCCACCGCCUCCGUACAGGACUGGAAAUGCUCUACCCACCACAAACUCAUUGAGUUUUACUGUAACAAGGAUGGAGCUUAUAUCUGCGUAUCUUGCUGUAUCAUUGGAGACCACAGGGGUCAUGCAAUGGACCCCCUGAAGGACGCUCUUGAGAAGAGGAAGGCGGCGCUUAAAGAGAUGGUGGACAAUCUGAACUCCGCCGGCGAAGAAUCUGAGAAAAGGCUUGAAAAUCUGCAAAGAAAAAAGAGAGAAGUCCAGGAAAAAGCAGCUGGGGUUACAGAGAGAGUCGCUGCCCUGUUCAGCGCCAUCAGAGAACGUCUGGAUGAGCUGGAGAAACAAGCCUUCGGCGAGAUCUCCAGACAGGAGGAACGGUCAACGCUUCCGGUCACCGUCUUGACCAGGCAGCUCGAAAUAAGGAAAGAAGAGCUGUCCAAGAAGACGAACCUCAUGGAGGAGCUGAGGAACAUCAAAGAUCCGUUAGCAGCCCUGAAGAAAAGCUUUAACGUGGAGGAGAAACCCACCGGGUCCCGGAAGAACAGUAGAAGAGAUAGAGAAGCCAACUUGACUUGCUGUCUGAAUGAGGUUCCAGUCUCGCUCGUCUUACACGUGGGCCUUCAGAGCCUCGCCGGCCAGCUUCUCCCGCUGAAGGCCGAGCAGCACUUUCCUGAGCUGGAGCCCUCAGACGUUUCCCUGGACGUGAAGACAGCUCACAAAAAAAUAAUCGUGUCCGGCGACCUGAAGUCCGCCACUUAUUCCGCCGUAUCGCAGAAGUAUCCAGACGGACCAGAGAGGUUCAAAGCGCGCCAGGUGCUCAACACGUCGGCGUUCACGUCGGGGAGGCAUUACUACGAAGUCGACGUCAGCGAGGCGGCGAGUUGGAUCAUCGGGGUCGCUUACCAAAGCAUAGAAAGGAAAGGCGCCGGAAACAAAUCCUUUAUCGGAUACAACGACAAGUCGUGGGGUCUAUUCUUCCAGAAUUAUCUCGGAAUCUCUCACAACAACAUCCAGCAAGCCGUGGUCUCGGGGUCCCCGGUGCGGACCGUCGGGGUCUUCCUGGAUUACGAGGCGGGUCAGCUCUCCUUCUAUCAGCUGGGAGAGCAGAUGCUGCAUUUACACACAUUCACUGCCACCUUCACCGAGCCUCUCUACGCGGCGUUCUACAUAUUUGACAACAGCCGCAUACGUAUCAGACAUUAACCCCUUAAUGACAAAGCCCGUACAUGCAUGGGCUCAAAAUGCAUUGUUUUCAAUGGGUUUAGGGACCGCCCAUUGUCCUUAAGGGGGUUCAAAAAAUAAGGGUUUGGAUCGAUCACGUUUUUUAUACAACCAAGUACACAUCAAGCAAUUCAAGGUUAGUCUCACAGAAGAUAAUGCGAAAGAUGUAGAAAUUAAGUGAGUUUUGAUCCUAAAAUGCAUAACCUUACAUUUAUAUACGUUGAAGCCUAUCAGCCAGAUACUGGUUUAGUUUCACAGUUUGCUCCUGAAUCUGAGACGAGCCCAAGAACUGAUUAAGGUUUGAGUCUUUACAGCAUGAAAAAGGGGCAGACUAGACGGGGGCCGGAUGGGGCCGAUCUGCCGGCAGAUUCUAUGUUUCUAUUGCCAUUAAUUACUAAA